AUGUUCCUCAAGCGCAAACGAUCAGAGUCUGACCUCUCCUUGAGCUCAACUUUGCCGUCCCCAUCAGCCGGAACAUCCAACGACCAUGGCUUCGACCUGAGCGCAAUUGCUUCUGUCAUCAACAGCCAGAAGUCAUUUUCUACUAUUCCUUUAUCCACGCCAUCCCAUCUUCAUAGCCGCACCAUGAAGCGGUACCGCAACAACCGGCCUUCUGAGGAAGAAGUUCAUCAACGGACCCUGAGCUUGCUGUAUGCAGCCCAACAGCAGCAACAACAGCAGCAACACCACGAACAACACCAAGCCGCAAGCCCAGCCUUGAAACCCCACCAGCAGCAGCAACUAAGCACUGUCAACGCCGUAAGGCCGACUGUCACACCCCAAAAGCAACAGCAAGCCAGUCGCGGUCAACAGCGAUCACUUCACAGCUUCUGGAACCUCCCUGCUGCCCCAGUCACGACAAGUUCCUCCCACAUUUUUCCUGCAACAUCAUCGGACAACUCUGGCAACAUCCUUCUAGAUACUCCUACAAGCUGCGAGGACUGUGGGGCAGGGCCGAGUGGGAACAGUAAUGGUAGCAGUGGGAACAGCCAUGUCAAGAGAAGAAGAGAAGGAGGAGGUGACCACGACGUCGAUAUGAUGGAUAUUUCUACUACCCAGGACGGCUCCGGAUAUGAACAAGGGAACGACGAAUACGACAGUAGCUUAUCUCAAUGCGAAGCUUGUGGGAAGAUGGUUUGUUUCAGUUGUUCCAUCAGCAAUUUGGGAGAACACAGGAGAUGUUUGGCUUGUGCUGAGAGAAGAGUCUGGGUUGGCUAA
Molecule: messenger RNA, 816 nt
Organism: Sordaria macrospora k-hell
Lineage: Eukaryota; Fungi; Ascomycota; Sordariomycetes; Sordariales; Sordariaceae
Source: RefSeq, a predicted model, not a curated record